AUGGCGGAGUCGUGCGAUUCCCGUGAUGCCCCGCGGCGCCCGCCGACCUCUUUGCGGGAUUCUGACGUCACAGGGAGCGCGACUGAGCCCCGCGAACCCGGCCGCAUCCUGUCAGCGGCUGCACCGGGAUCGUCGUCGCCGCCACCGCCGCGGACCCUGAAGGUGUCGCACUGCCGACGUCACAGCCGGCGACGGGGUCUGCCGGCGGCCGCGGCUGCGGUCUAUGCCGUGAUUUCCUGCAGCGGCCCCGGCUCUGUCGAUACUAAUCAGGUGAGUUUUGAUGAUGUGCAUGUGAACUUCACUGCAGAAGAGUGGAAUUUGCUGGAUCCUUCCCAGAAAAAUCUCUACAAAGAUGUGAUGCUUGAGACCUACUGGAACCUCACUGCUAUUGGCUAUAAUUUGGAAGUCCAUCAUACUGAAGAACAACAUCAAACUUCUAGACGUCAUGAAAGGCAUGAAAGAAGUCAUACUGGAGAGAAACCUUAUGAAUGUAACCAAUGUGGUAAAGCCUUUUCAAAUCACAGUAAUCUCCAAAGACAUAAAAGAACACAUACUGGAGAGAAACUUUAUGAAUGUGAUCAAUGUGGUAAAGCCUUUUCACAAAACAGUAGUCUCCAAUAUCAUAAAAGAACACAUACUGGAGAGAAACCUUAUGAAUGUAAUCAAUGUGGUAAAGCCUUUGCAGAUCACAGAGGUCUCCAAAGACAUAAAAGAACACAUACUGGAGAGAAACCUUAUGAAUGUAAUCAAUGUGGUAAAGGCUUUUCACGUCACAGUAGUCUCCAAAGUCAUAAAAGUACACAUCUUGGAGAGAAGCCUCAUGAAUGUAAUCAAUGUGGUAAAGCCUUUUCACAUCACAUUAGUCUCCAAUAUCAUAAAAGAACACAUACUGAAGAGAAACCUUAUGAAUGUGAUCAAUGUGGAAAAGCCUUUUCACAAAACAAUAGUCUCCAAUAUCAUAAAAGAACACAUACUGGAGAGAAACCUUAUGAAUGUAAUCAAUGUGGUAAAGCCUUUGCAGAUCAUAGUGGUCUCCAAAGACAUAAAAGAACACAUACUGGAGAGAAACCUUAUGAAUGUAAUCAAUGUGGUAAAGCCUUUUCACGUCACAGUAGUCUCCAAUAUCAUAAAAGAACGCAUACUGAAGAGAAACCUUAUGAAUGUAAUCAAUGUGGUAAAGCCUUUUCACGUCACAGUAGUCUCCAAUAUCAUAAAAGAACACAUACUGGAGAGAAAUCUUUGAAUGUAAUUAAUAUGGUAAAAGACUUUUCAGAAAAUUUUUGUCUCCAAAGCCAUAAAACAACC
Molecule: messenger RNA, 1305 nt
Organism: Arvicanthis niloticus (Nile rat)
Lineage: Eukaryota; Metazoa; Chordata; Mammalia; Rodentia; Muridae
Source: RefSeq, a predicted model, not a curated record